UGACAUGGCCUCAUGGUAGUCUGGAUAUAUACCCAUGCGCCACCAGAUGUCGUUCGUCCUUCCCUUUCCCCGGUCGGUCACACUCCUGUCGUCCUAGCUCACGUUCAUUAUGCCUCAAGAUCGCGCCAACGCCUGCUUUUCUGCACCUGUCUACGGGGGUGCCGUGAUCAACGAUCGUUCCACUUUAGUUUCUGCCAGCGACGAUGGAUCGCCUCAUUCCCAACGCAACUACAAUCCUUCCAGCCGCUCUGCCCAGGUAGACCCGCUUACCAGCUUUCGCAGCGGUCAUAACGCGCCAGAUCCCUGUCACCCUGCGACAGCUCCGAAUUUGAAACCUCCGCCCGGCGUGUUCACCGUCCCUUGCCGCUGGGGCCACUGCGGUAUUUCCCUCGACGACGGUUCCGCAGGCGGCAUGAAGCGACAUCUUCACGGGUUCCAUGAAGGCGACAUGAAAAAGGGAAUGCCGUGCGUAUGCAAGUGGAUGGCCGAAGACGGGACUCCCUGCCAAAAGCAUUACGCCAAUGAGGUCACGCUUACCAGGCACAUCGCCACGGUUCAUCUCAAGUCGUCUGCGGAGAACUGCCCGCACUGCGGGAUGCAUAUGAGCCGGAAGGAUGCGCUGAACAGGCACAUCCAGGCGUCGUGCCGCGUGGCCAAUCUCCCAGUGUAAAUCGGAUGUCGCCCCCGCCCCUUCUCCAAAUGAACCUUUCCGUCGCGGUCGCCAGCGGGUCUGACGACCCAGCAUGUUGAACAGCUUGGAACUGGCAUUUCUUGUUUCGUAACGGUGGAGCUGUGCUUCACGCGCGUAGACGCGCCCUCCUUAAUCCCGUUCUCAUGGAUAUCGAUGUUUGGAAACGAUAUAACCCAUAUUCAGUCACGAUCUUGAUGUGCUUGUAUUGAACGACUCCUCGACGAAUAUAUGAAUAUGUAUGAUCCGUACUAGCACUGCCCUGCUUUCGUACUGCCAGCAGCACGCUCAGUGACCGCUGAAGACACCA
Messenger RNA from Fomitopsis serialis, 998 nucleotides. RefSeq lists its product as uncharacterized. The coding region runs from base 110 to 670 and encodes 186 amino acids. The record is from RefSeq and is a predicted model, not a curated record. The transcript is spliced from 4 exons. NCBI's taxonomy places the organism in Eukaryota, Fungi, Basidiomycota, Agaricomycetes, Polyporales, Fomitopsidaceae.